UCUCAGAGAGGGAUUCCAAAUUCCAUCAUUCAUUCAUUCACUCGUCUCUUUGGCUAUUUAUACAUCUUUUCUAUCUCUCUCGCCGGCGCUGCAAAUCCCUAGAUUUCUCUCCUCUUCUUCGCUCCCCCCCAAAAAAAACACCACAAUUAUAUAUAUCAAUUAUAUUAAUCCCAAUUUUAACCUCAAUUUCUUCGUUGAUUGAUUGAGAGAGAGAGAGAGAGAGAGAGAGAGAGAGAGAAUCUCGAUUUCAUUUAUCAUUUGAUGCCGUGAAAUUUUCGCAAAUCAGAUUCAAAAAAGUGAAGGAAUGGUUAGCUGCUACCGUAAUCCUUUCGUCGUAGUGAAGGUUGAGAAUUAAACUUUUGGUUUUGUGAGUAACUUUCAUUGGAUCAGCUCUACCAGAUUUUGGUUUGUAACUUUUAUCUGAAGAUGGAUCGGUGCGAUACCUCAGGAUUCGUAAGCGGCGGUGGAGAUGCUUAUAAGGUCUUCUAACUCUUUUUUUUUUAGAGCUGUGGCUUUUUUCUCUCCUUAAACCCGGAAGUUGUUGUGUACUAUCUACUACUGGCUUCGCGUCUUCGCUCUUUUUGACGAAAGUUUUCAUUUUUAGUUGUGACUAUGCAUACUAGAUUCCAAAACAGUGCUUUUGCUGGUGGUAAUUCCUCAUCAUCCAACAACUCUUUUAAGAUACUGGGCCGCUCUCUUCAAGUUGAUGUCGCCGAGGCCGCGGAUACUACGCUGCGUCUUGAUUCCCUUGCCUCUCCGCUGUCUAAUGCCAAGGGAAUCAAAAGGAAGUGGAAUCUGAUUGAUGGAUCUGAUUCUUUACUUUCUUUAAGACUCGGUCACUCAACAAGCUCUUCUGAUAGCAAAGGGAGUUCUGCAACUGCUUGCACGAGUUUAUCUUCUGCUAAAGAAACUGAGGAGGCGUCCUCUAUGGAUAUUGAGCUCGACUUUAGUCUUCAUCUUGGCAACGAGAAACUGGCAGCAAGUAACAAAAAGCCAGCUAACUCCAGCGUGAAAGAGUUGUUGCAGGUCCCCUCCUCGAAAUUUGAUCUUGAACUGAGUCUUUCUGGUGGAGUAUCCUGUCAAUCUGAGAUCACUGCGCUCCAGCAGCACGCCAACCGAUUUCAAACUUUUGCGGACAUGCUACGUGCAACUAAUGAAGAAUCCACAUCAUGUGGUUGGAGGCCAGGGUUUGGAUUACCAACAUUGCAAGCCUCGUCAAGCAAAGAAACGAGCUCUUUCUCAGGCCAUGUUCCAAAGAAUAUCAUCAUUCCUGCUGCUCAUGUUCUGGAACUGUCAUCUAGCACAGCAGCAACUACUCCAAUAAGCUCUGGUACAUGUACUUCCGGUUUAUCUCACCAGCUGAAGCCACAGCUUAAGAAUUCUUCUAAUUCCAAGUUAUGUCAAGUAGAAGGAUGUCAAAAGGGAGCAAGAGGCGCAUCCGGCCGUUGCAUUUCCCAUGGUGGUGGACGUAGAUGCCAGAAACAUGGUUGCCACAAGGGCGCUGAAGGUAGAACUGUGUACUGUAAAGCCCAUGGAGGUGGUCGUCGAUGUGAAUUUCUCGGAUGCACCAAAAGCGCAGAAGGCCGUACUGACUUCUGUAUAGCUCAUGGAGGGGGUCGAAGAUGCAGCCAUGAAGAUUGCACACGAGCUGCUAGGGGAAGAUCAGGACUCUGUAUCAGGCACGGUGGAGGAAAGAGAUGCCAAAAAGAGAACUGCACGAAAAGCGCUGAAGGCCUUUCAGGACUCUGCAUCUCUCAUGGUGGUGGUCGGCGAUGUCAAUCUAAUGGAUGCACAAAAGGAGCACAAGGGAGUACAAUGUUCUGCAAGGCACACGGUGGUGGUAAACGAUGUACACACUCGGGUUGCACCAAAGGAGCAGAAGGAAGCACGCCGUUUUGUAAAGGACAUGGAGGGGGUAAAAGAUGUGCCUUUCAAGGAGGUGAUCCAUGUUCCAAGAGUGUUCAUGGCGGUACCAAUUUCUGUGUGGCUCAUGGCGGUGGUAAGAGAUGUGCGGUUCCCGAAUGCACAAAGAGUGCUAGAGGAAGGACUGAUUUCUGUGUCAGACAUGGUGGAGGAAAGAGAUGCAAGUCUGAAGGAUGUGGCAAAAGUGCUCAAGGUAGUACUGACUUUUGCAAAGCACAUGGAGGAGGGAAACGGUGUGCGUGGGGUCAGCCCGAGACUGAGUAUGCGGGACAAUCCUCUUCUGGUCCUUGUACCUCGUUUGCUCGAGGUAAGACUGGUCUUUGUGCACUCCAUAACAGUCUGGUUCAGGAUAACCGGGUCCAUGGAGGAAUGACUGUAACUUCCGAGAGCCAAGAACCGAGAGUAAGCAGCAGCGAAACAGAGAACGAGGAGGAGUUCAGCGGUUCUCAAGACAUGAACAUCGAUACAAUGAAAGCAAGAAGUGCUACAGGAUCUCCAGAGACUGAUGUUGAUCUCAAUGAGUAUGAAGCAGGAUUGGGGUUAGCUCCAGAAGGAAGAGUCCAUGGUGGAAGUUUGAUGAUGGCGAUGUUGGGCAGAGAUGGUGGCUCUGGCUCUACCGAUGGGCAGGUGAGGCCAAAGAGGUGGAUGUAAUUGUCUUCAGUUUGAUUCCAGUCUUCAAUUCAACGCUGGUGGUUUAUGUUGCCACCAGAGAGUGAAAAGGGGAGUCUGUUUAUUCUAGUUUUAGGUUUGCUUAGAGAGUCGAAAAAGUAUCCAAAGUCUGUGUCUUUGUGUCUUGUUUGAUCUCAUUGUCUUGUAGAUAUUGAAUUAAGGGUCGAAGCAAAGGUUAUUGUGAUAGUGUGAAUUAUACAGGUAAAAGCCCACCUGUGAAUUGUCAAAACAGUCUUUAUGAUGA
Messenger RNA from Camelina sativa (false flax), 2836 nucleotides. RefSeq lists its product as uncharacterized. The record is from RefSeq and is a predicted model, not a curated record. NCBI's taxonomy places the organism in Eukaryota, Viridiplantae, Streptophyta, Magnoliopsida, Brassicales, Brassicaceae.